Neogale vison (American mink) is the source of this 1895-nucleotide messenger RNA. RefSeq names its product protein phosphatase 2 regulatory subunit Bdelta (gene PPP2R2D). The record is from RefSeq and is a predicted model, not a curated record. Gene Ontology annotation, molecular function: protein phosphatase regulator activity; protein binding. Gene Ontology annotation, cellular component: cytosol; protein phosphatase type 2A complex. NCBI's taxonomy places the organism in Eukaryota, Metazoa, Chordata, Mammalia, Carnivora, Mustelidae. The transcript is spliced from 10 exons. Bases 15 to 1376 code for a protein of 453 amino acids. Gene Ontology annotation, biological process: peptidyl-serine dephosphorylation.
CCGGCCGGCCGGCCAUGGCAGGGGCCGGAGGCGGCGGCUGCCCCGCGGGCGGCAACGACUUGCAGUGGUGCUUCUCGCAGGUCAAGGGGGCCGUCGACGAGGACGUGGCGGAAGCUGACAUCAUCUCAACUGUCGAAUUCAAUUACUCUGGAGAUCUUCUUGCGACGGGAGACAAGGGCGGCAGAGUUGUUAUUUUUCAGCGGGAACAAGAGAACAAAAGUCGCCCUCACUCCAGGGGAGAAUAUAACGUUUACAGUACCUUUCAAAGUCACGAACCAGAGUUUGACUAUUUGAAAAGUCUAGAAAUUGAGGAAAAAAUUAAUAAAAUUAGGUGGCUACCACAACAGAACGCUGCUCACUUUCUACUCUCUACAAAUGAUAAAACUAUUAAAUUAUGGAAAAUAAGCGAACGGGACAAAAGAGCAGAAGGUUAUAACCUGAAAGAUGAAGACGGACGGCUUCGAGACCCAUUUCGAAUUACCGCGCUGCGGGUUCCAAUAUUGAAGCCCAUGGAUCUUAUGGUAGAAGCAAGUCCACGACGAAUUUUUGCAAAUGCUCACACGUAUCAUAUAAAUUCCAUUUCAGUAAAUAGUGAUCAUGAAACAUAUCUUUCUGCAGAUGACCUGAGAAUUAAUCUAUGGCAUUUAGAAAUCACAGACAGAAGCUUUAACAUCGUGGACAUCAAGCCCGUGAACAUGGAGGAGCUGACGGAGGUGAUCACCGCGGCCGAGUUCCACCCGCUGCAGUGCAACGUGUUCGUGUACAGCAGCAGCAAAGGGACCAUCCGGCUGUGCGACAUGCGCUCCUCGGCCCUGUGUGACAGACACUCCAAGUUUUUUGAAGAGCCUGAAGACCCCAGCAGUAGGUCCUUCUUCUCAGAAAUCAUCUCCUCCAUCUCCGACGUAAAAUUCAGCCACAGCGGGCGGUACAUGAUGACCCGGGACUACCUGUCGGUGAAGGUGUGGGACCUCAACAUGGAGAGCCGGCCCGUGGAGACCCACCAGGUGCACGAGUAUCUGCGAAGCAAGCUUUGUUCUCUGUACGAAAACGACUGCAUCUUCGACAAGUUCGAGGGCUGCUGGAACGGUUCGGACAGCGCGAUCAUGACGGGGUCCUACAACAACUUCUUCAGGAUGUUCGAUCGGAGCACGCGGAGGGACGUCACGCUGGAAGCUUCCCGGGAGAACAGUAAGCCUCGAGCCAGCUUAAAGCCUCGGAAAGUGUGUACAGGCGGCAAGAGAAAGAAGGACGAGAUCAGCGUGGACAGUCUGGACUUCAACAAGAAGAUCCUGCACACGGCCUGGCACCCGGCGGAGAACAUUAUCGCCGUGGCCGCCACCAACAACCUGUACAUCUUCCAGGACAAGGUCAACUAAGGAAGCCAGCGGGGACUGAGCCCGGCCGUCUUCUCCGAGGAGGGGCGCUGUCCUCCCCGUGAGGAGCACGCGGUGCUGCCCGCUCCCCUUCGCAGACUGGAGGGGCGGCCUCCUGCCUGCAGCCAGCCGGGCGCGGCCGCUGCUCCGCGGAGCCCCGCUCAGCGCGCAGCGGGUGGACAGUGCUCAGUAACGGCCGUUCCUCCAGAUCCGUGUAUUUAUUCAGUCUGAGCCUUCCUUUCCGGUCGCAGGCCGAAAGGUUAGCGCCCAGGAGGAAAGUUGUCUGACGGAACAUCUCUUUUUCUGAAACUCUUCCCCCACCGGCUCCCCCCGUCACACUCGGGCCUUCACACGCGCGUGCCGUGCCCCCGCCCCGUCCUCCGAGCCCGGGUGGCCCUGCCGAGGGCGUGGUUCCCCGAGCCGGUCCCGCAGCUUUUUACCCCCACACCUGUACCUGCCAUCACAGCCUCGGGUGUGACCACUGAAUAAAACAACACACUAUAAAAGUGGUUUUAAAUCCAA